GACCCGGGGGCCGCGAUGGGCCGCCGCCGCCUGCCGGUCUGGCUGUGCGCCGUCGCGGCGCUGCUCUCGGGGGCGCAGGCCAAGGGCACCCCGCUCCUCGCGCGGCCCGUGCCGCCCGGUGCCUCCCGCUACAGCCUCUACACGACGGGAUGGCGCCCGCGGCUGCGCCCGGGGCCGCACAAGGCCCUCUGUGCCUACGUUGUACAUAGGAAUGUGACGUGUGUCCUACAGGAGGGAGCAGAGAGCUACAUAAAGGCUGAAUACCGGCGAUGUGGAUGGGGGCCCAAGUGCCCCGGGACAGUCACGUACCGCACAGUGCUCAGACCCAAAUACAAGGUGGGCUACAAAACAGUGACGGACCUCGCCUGGCGUUGCUGCCCUGGCCUCGCUGGAGAAGGCUGCCCCGAGCAUCUCACGGACCAUGGGGCCACCCCACCUCAGCCGGUGCCUGAGCCUCAGAUUCCCUCGGGGCAGGUGGGCCCAGGCCCCAGGCCCCUUCCUUCCAGCAGAGCCGCCCCCACCCCGCACGGAAGAAAAGGCCCAGGGCUGUUUGGUGAACGGCUGGAACGCCUGGAGGGUGAUGUCCAGCGCCUGGCACAAGCAUAUGGUACCCUCAGUGGCCUGGUGGCCAGACAUGAAGACCCCAACAGGAUGAGCGGUGGCCCUAGGGCUCCUGCGGCCCCUGUGGGCUUCGGGGUCAUCCCCGAGGGGUUUGUGAAUCCCAGAGACAGAGCUGGAGGACCGCUCACUCCUCCCCUGGACGAGAUCCUGAGCAAGGUGACAGAGGUAAGCAACACCCUCCGGACCAAGGUGCAGCUGCUGGACAAGGUGCACGGGCUGGCCCUUGGCCACGAGGCUCACCUGCAGCAGCUGCGGGAGGCGCCCCCGUCUCCGCUCACCUCUCUGGCGCUGCUGGACGAGUAUGUGGACCGACGCCUGCGCCGACUCUGGGGGAGCCUGCUGGACGGCUUCGAGCAGAAGCUGCAGGGCGUCCAGAAUGUGUGUGACCUGCGGGUGCAGGAGGUGCGGCAGCAGUGCGAGGAGGGCCAGGCGGCCAGCCGGAGGCUGCACCAGAGCCUGGAUGGCCGCGAGCUGGCCCUGCGCCGGGAGCUGUCGCAGCUGGGUACCCGGCUGCAGGGCCUGAGUGUGGCUGGGGGGGGCAGCUGCUGCAGCCAGCUGGCCGUGAUCAGUGCCCGCGUGGACAGCCUCGAGAGGAACCUGCAGGCGGCGACCGAGGCCCAAGGGGGCCACAGCUCCCCCGACGGGAGUGACCUCAGGCGCCUCUCUGCUGCCGUGCUCGAGGGGGGCGUGGAUGGGCUGCUGGAGGGCCUGGAGACCAUCAAUGGGACGGAGGGCGGAGCCGGGGGCUGCUGUCUGGGGGUGGAGGAGGGGGGCUGGGGCGUGCGCGGCUUCCCCACCACGCUGGAGGAGCGCGUGCAGAGGCUGGAGGAGCGCCUGGUGACGCUGGCUGGGGAGCCCGGCCGGGACAGCGCCCCUCCAGGCAGGUCGGCUCGGCCCCUCGUGCAGACGGAGCUGGCUGUGCUGGAGCAACGGCUGGUUUCCCUGGAGACCUCGUGUACCCCCAGCACCACCUCAGCCAUCCUGGACAACCUCGUGGCUGAGGUGAAGGCCUGGCAGAGCCGGAGCGAGGCCCUCCUCCGCCAGGUGGCCAGCCACGCGGCCCUGCUCCAGCGGCUCAACGGCACGGUGGCUGAAGUCCAGGGGCAGCUGGCGGAAGCCAUGGGCAGCUCCCUGCAAGGAGAGAUCACCCUACUCAAGGUGAAUCUGAACUCCGUGAGGAAGUCACUCACGGGCCUCAGUGACUCUGUCGGCCAGUAUUCUGACGCGCUCUCGGCUGCCAACACAUCCCUGGAUGAGCGGGAACGCAAGGUGGAGGCCGAGGUCCACGCCAUCCAGGAGCAGGUCAGUAGCCAAGGCUCGCGGCUUCGGGCUGGCCACAGGCAGGUCCUGAGCCUGCGGGGGGAGCUGGAGCAACUCAAGGCCGGCGUGGCCGACGUGGCGGGCGGGCUGAGCCGCUGCCGAGACACAGCCCAGGAACUCCAGCUCGCAGUGGGCCACUUCGACCAGAGGGUGGCCCGAGUGGAAGGCGCCUGCGGGAGGCUGGGCCUGCUGGCUGCAGGCCUGGACAGCGCGCCGGCCGAGUCUCUUAGGCCCAGGGCGGGCCUGUGGGACCACAUGGACCAGCUGAAUCGCACACUGGCCCAGCACGCAAAGGACAUCGCCCGCCUCCGGGAUGACCUGCUGCACUGCCGGGCACAGCUGGCCGAGCAGGGGCGCCCGGAGCAGGCCGACUAG
Molecule: messenger RNA, 2316 nt
Organism: Hippopotamus amphibius kiboko
Lineage: Eukaryota; Metazoa; Chordata; Mammalia; Artiodactyla; Hippopotamidae
Gene: EMILIN3
Product: elastin microfibril interfacer 3
Exons: 4
Coding region: 16-2316 (766 amino acids)
Cellular component (GO): extracellular matrix
Molecular function (GO): protein binding
Source: RefSeq, a predicted model, not a curated record